AUGCCACAAAAAGAUUAUAGAAGUCAAACCAGCUGGGAGACCGGAGUGGCCUCCAUGAUGCAAAACAGUCACAGUGGAGUAAACCAGCUGGGAGGUGUGUUUGUGAAUGGCAGACCUUUACCUGACACGACCAGGCAGAAGAUAGUGGAGCUGGCACACAGUGGAGCUCGACCCUGUGACAUAUCCAGAAUACUACAGGUGUCUAAUGGCUGUGUGAGUAAGAUCUUGGGCCGGUAUUACGAGACAGGUUCGAUCCGUCCUCGUGCAAUUGGAGGAAGUAAACCCAGGGUUGCUACUCCAGAUGUGGUCGGCAAGAUCGCUCACUACAAGAGAGAGUGUCCGUCCAUCUUUGCCUGGGAGAUCAGAGACCGACUGCUGGCAGAGGGAGUCUGCACCAAUGACAACAUACCCAGUGUUUCAUCAAUAAAUCGAGUGCUCAGGAAUUUGGCCAGUGACAAACAGCAAAUGGGCACAGUGGGACCUGAAGGGAUGUUUGACAAACUCAAGAUGCUCAAUGGACAAACUAGCUGGGGAGGACGUUCAGGGUGGUAUGCUGGGACUACACUCACUACCACUGAGUGUCCACAGGCAGAAGGAGGGGAGAACACAUUAUCAGUAAAUUCCAAUGGUGAGGAUUCAGAGGAGACUCAGAUGAGGCUUCAGCUGAAGAGGAAACUGCAGAGAAACAGAACAUCAUUCACACAGGACCAGAUAGACGCACUGGAGAAAGAAUUUGAAAGGACUCAUUAUCCAGAUGUGUUUGCCCGAGAACGCCUUGCAAACAAAAUAGACCUACCAGAGGCGAGGAUACAGGUUUGGUUUUCAAACAGAAGAGCAAAGUGGAGAAGGGAAGAGAAGCUGAGAAAUCAACGUCGUCAGGUGUCCAACUCAUCCAACCAUAUUCCCAUCAGCAGCAGCUUCAACACCAGUGUUUACCAGCCUCUACCACAACCUACUACACCAGUGUCCUUUUCAUCAGGAUCCAUGUUGGGAAGGUCAGAUCCAGUUCUGUCUAACAGCUACAGCCUCCCGGCCAUGCCAAGCUUCAGUAUGGCUGCCAGCUUGCCCAUGCAAGCAUCCAAUCAGACCUCUUAUUCCUGCAUGCUGCCCACCAGCCCAACUGUAAAUGGAAGAAGUUAUGAGACAUAUACCCCUCCACACAUGCAACCACACAUCAACAGCCAGUCAAUGACCUCUGCAACAUCGUCAACAGGUCUGAUUUCCCCUGGUGUCUCAGUUCCAGUGCAAGUUCCAGGAAGUGAAGCGGACAUGUCACAGUACUGGCCACGUCUGCAGUGA
Scomber scombrus (Atlantic mackerel) is the source of this 1299-nucleotide messenger RNA. RefSeq names its product paired box protein Pax-6-like. NCBI's taxonomy places the organism in Eukaryota, Metazoa, Chordata, Actinopteri, Scombriformes, Scombridae. The coding region runs from base 1 to 1299 and encodes 432 amino acids. Gene Ontology annotation, molecular function: DNA-binding transcription factor activity, RNA polymerase II-specific; RNA polymerase II cis-regulatory region sequence-specific DNA binding. The transcript has 11 exons. The record is from RefSeq and is a predicted model, not a curated record. Gene Ontology annotation, biological process: anatomical structure development; regulation of transcription by RNA polymerase II.